Molecule: messenger RNA, 5866 nt
Organism: Pelmatolapia mariae (spotted tilapia)
Lineage: Eukaryota; Metazoa; Chordata; Actinopteri; Cichliformes; Cichlidae
Gene: cmya5
Product: cardiomyopathy associated 5
Exons: 14
Cellular component (GO): cytoplasm
Molecular function (GO): protein binding
Source: RefSeq, a predicted model, not a curated record
AUGGACGAAUGUGAGAGUCUGUAUUCAGAGAUGACGGAGCUGCAGGAGUUUCAGUGUGAAGCUUCAGAUGUCAUGAGCCAGGAUGAUGAAGAUGAAUUGGAAGAACUACAAAACAGUCUCCGAGAAGUUGUCCAGGACCCAUCGGUGAAGCCCAAGCUCCAAUGCCUAAUGGUGGAUCCGUCGUUCUCGAUGGUAACAGUUCAGAGCGAGGAUAGUGGUAUUGUUUGGGAGACGGCCUCUAGCCGCUGCUCUACUCCGUGGGCCUCUGAGACGAGCUCCACCUCUGAAGCUUACAGCAUGGAGGGCUCUGGAGCUGCAGGAAAGAUCACCAUCGUCUUUGAUGAGGAGAAAGUAGUCCGCAGGAGGACGAGGUCUGGAGGACGAAGCAGUAGGCUCGGGGACAGGCUGAGCCGACCUGGUAGCUCAAGAUCGGCUUCAGCUCUAGGAGUGGAGAGACCGGAGAUGGCAGAGGUUUCACUUCCCAAUGUCAAGCAGGAAAACAGCAAAACAGAGACGGACUUGGAGGAAAUCAAAAGCAAAGAUCAGCAGCUUUUUAGUUUGAUUUCAGAGGGUUAUGAGAUUCUUAACAUUAGAGUCCCCUCUAAACUACCCACUGUGGACGAGGAGGAGAGUACAGAGCUGCAGGACAAUUUGUCUUAUCUGGAUCAGACUCCAAAGAUCAAGUCUCAUAACCACAUUGAGUGGACGUUGCAAGAUAAUCAAGUCCUGCCAGAGGGGGAGGAAAUACUGGAACACCAGGAGCCCUCAAUGCAAGAUUCUUCUCAGCCAUCAGCAGACACAGAGCUUGGACACACACCCACUCAGAGAGAAAGCACCAGUGACAUUGACUAUUUCGAGAAGUUUACCCUUUUGGAUGUGGUGGCUCCUGGAGAACAAGCAGAGCUGCAGGAGGAGUUUAAACAGCCUGCAGCAAAACUCCAAGCUGAGGAACAAAAGCCUGCUGGAGAAACAGCCACAGGCGCCCCCUCUGCAUCUGAGGACUCUUUCGUGUUUGUUUCGGACGUAGAUAUAGUUGGGGAACACCUUGAUGAGGUCUUCUAUGGAGAAGGACUUCCUGCUGAUGCACUACAUCAGAGAGAAGAGGACAAGACUGAAAGCCAAGGAGGGAUGAGAAGCAGACGAGAAAGCCAGAGGUCAACGAAGGGCAGCGGAUCAGUGUUGUUUGAGACUGAAGAGACCACUCUCACGCCCAUCUUUAUCUCUUCUGGACCUCCUAAGAUCAUUGACCCGAUCCUGCUGGAAGAGCCCACUGCCAUGUCCUUCAUGUACUCUGACCUUUACGAGGAUGCUGUGGGUGAGAGGAGGAAGAGUGAUGAGGAAUACUCUGAGGCAGAGAGCGUGGCAUCUGAGAAGUCUUACAGGAGACGUUUGUCAGAUUCAGAGGAGUCACAUGGGUACCUGGAGAAGUUCAUUUUAAAAGACGAAACUCCUACGCUGGAUGUUCAACCAGAGCCGGUGGCCAGUGAGAGUGAAGGAAGGAUGAUGUGGCCGCAGAGUAAGUUUGAAAUGACAGGAUGUUUAAUACGAGUGCCAGAAGAAGAAAAGAAAGAAAAGGUGAAGAAGGAGGAACCAGAGGUGCAGGAAGUGCAACUCUCUGAGGCUACUCAGGAGGAGACUAUAGGAGUGACCUCGGAAGAUUCAGGUCAGGAGUCUAAACCACCAGAGAAAAAAAUGGAAGAUCAACAAAUGAAGCUUGAAGAUAAGACAGACAAGACCGAGUCUUCUGAGUGCAGCUCAGAAAAGCCACUUCCUGAAACUCACCAGGCGGACUGUAAAGUAGACCAUACACAACAGAGUGAGGGUCAUCAGAGAGAAGAAGAAAAAAAGUGUGAGCAAAGCUGCACUGAACCCGAGCAUGCCUGUGAGGAGGUGUUAGUAAAGACUGAUGGAAAGACGCCUGUAGUGCAUGCAGAUGUACAAGCACCUGUAAGCAGCGAGGUGCCUCCUGCGGUCAUUAAAUCUGAAGUACAAGCAGAAGCCUGGAAGAUGAGUUUGUCUGAGGAGGUUGUUUCUGACACCAAAAUAGAGUCUGCUGAUGAAGAACUAGUAACCAAAGCAGAGGACUUAGCUGAAGUGAAGGAACCUGAGACUGUAACACAGGAAACGUUCACUCUGACUGAACCCUCGGCUCAAACACCAGCGUCACAGCACAAAGAGGCCGAAGAUGUUGGACCUGUUGAGGUUAUCACAGACUGUGAUGCUGCAGUGCACACUGUUGUGGAGGUAACGGAAAAAGCAGUGAAUGAAAAAGAGAUUCAAACCCAAGUUUGUGUUGAUCUUCAGGAAGUGAGAAGUAUUCCUGAAGGACACGAACCUCUGACAGGGGAAACUACUGCUGAGGACAAGUUGGAUAAAGAAGGGUUAGAGGUCACAGCCACGUCCAUUGAAGUAACCAAGCCUGUUUCAGAAGCAGUCAUGACAGAUGCAGAUGAGAAACUUCAUGCAACCCUUAAAACUCAGCAGAAGCAACAAGACAUGGCUGAUGAUGAAUCAGACAAAACAAACUCUAAAGUACCUUCAGAGACCAGUAGGACUUUGGUUCAAGACAUACUGACCGUAGGUGAUGAGCUAAUCCUCCUCGUCCCCAAAGGAGAAGCUGUAGAGAUGGAUGUAGAGAUCAGCCAGUGGUCAGAGAAAGAUACGGUUCCUCUCCCUGAGUCUAACAGCACAGCUGAACUUCAGGCACCAGUAGAAGAAACAAUGAUGGAGCCUGAAGUCAAAGUAGAACCAGAAACUUCUGCAGAAGAAAAAGAACAAACCAGGAAUGAUUUCGAUAUGGACUAUUCGCCACCUGCACCUGUAGAGGAAGCUGACUCCAAGGAGGCGAAGAUUCAGAGACCCAUAGCAGAAGACAAAAUCAUCUUUACUCCCCAAGAGGAUUCAUAUGAAGUGCACAGAGAGGAAAUACAUCCUGAACAAACAGUCGUAGAACAGAUGGCAGAGAUCCACGAGAUAGAAGAAACAAGCGUUAUUAAAGCAGAUCUAGUUCCACAUGUUGAUCUGCACAGAGAGGAUGUUGAGCAACAAAUGGAGGAAGAUUGGGGAUUAGCAGAGCGCCCAGAUGUGCCUGAUGUUGAGAUGGAAUAUGAAGUGAUUUCUAAACAGGAUGCAAAGGAGAUGCCAGAACCUGAAACACAGAGAGAUGUGGCUGGGCUAUUACCACAGCCUACUCUGAAGAAAGAAGAGGAUGAAGAGAUGGUGGUAGAGAAGGUAGAUUAUUUCCCAGAAGAAGAAGAAGAAGAAAUGAUUGAGGCUGACUAUGAAAUAAUCGACGCAGAGGAGGAAAUGCAGGCCCAGUUAGCUGCUGAGCUACAGGGGAUGGACUGGUUCUGUCUCACCUGUGGAUUUCUGCUGUCAGAGAAAGACUGCAUGUCUGGAGAGCAUCACAGCCAUGAUGUGACUGCCGUGGAUACGGCUUACGAAGAAAUAAAGGAGUCGCUGAGUGGUUGGAUCUCAGAUCUUCAGGAGAGAUCGGAGAACAUCGAGGACUUGGUGUCAGAGCUGGAGCUUGCCUACAACUCUGUGGAGGAUCAGUUCAUAGAGAGCGAGGCGGCCAUGAAGGCUCAGAACAAGGAGAUGAUGGACGUGGUGAUGGAGCAGUACAAUAACAUGUCUGUCAGCAUGGAGGAGGAAAAGAAGACCAAGCUGGAGCAGCUCUAUGAUCAGAUUGUCUCCUUCCAGGAGAGCAUUGACUCGGCCAAGGCCAUUCUGGAGACCGCAAGCAGAGAGGCUGAGACUGAGGCCAGGUCGCCUGAAGACAUUCAUGCAAGAUCGCUCACACUUUAAUGCUGAUUCACGUUGUGGUUUAUGGUCAGACUUACAGCAGCUCUGGACUCAGCCUCGACAAUGGAGCUGGGUCCCAAGGGACUGCUGGUGUUUGAGGACUAUGCCAAGGCCAACACUUCAAGCUCAAACCUCGCACAGCGCAAAGGAAUCCCAGUGCCCCAGAGGCCGACACUGCUGCCGCAGGAGCUGGGCUCAGCCACCAGCACCAGCAUCACAGUUUACUGGAAAGUCAACCCUGGAGAUAUCAUAGACUGCUUCCAGGUCUACUGCAUGGAGGAUCCACAGGGCGCUGUGUCAGAGGAGUACCGUGUGACAGUAAAGGAGAGUUACUGUGUCCUGGAGGACCUAGAAUCUGACAAGAUGUACAAGGUGUGGGUGAUGGCUGUCAACUAUACAGGCUGCUCUCUGCCCAGCGAGAGACUCACCUUCAGAACUGCUCCUUCAGUGCCAGUGAUCGACACAGAGCGCUGCAGCGUCCUGUGGGAUUCGACUACUCUGAGAUGGAGCUCAGCAGAACAGGCUCCUGGACAGAGUUACACUUUGGAGUACUGCCGACAGUAUGAACUGGAAGGAGAAGGGCUCAGAUCCAUCUCAGGUAUCAAAACCUGUGAGCAAAAGAUUCUCCUGCAGCCCAGUGAGAAUUACCUGUUUUACAUCAAAGCUGUGAAUGAGGCUGGGGCCAGUGAACAGAGCGAGGCUGCACUCAUUUCCACAAAAGGGACGAGGUUCCACCUGCUGAAGGCAUCAGCUCAUCCUGCUCUCCAGCUCUCAGAGAACCAGACCACUCUGCACUAUUCCCAGGAUGCACACAAAACCGCCUCGCUCACAGACACACAGUUUCCAUCCAUCCUUGGUGAGCUGCUGCCAGCACGAGGGAUCUAUUACUGGGAAACCAGCGUGUCACAAAGUAUGGCCUACAGGCUUGGAGUGGCAUACAGCACAGCCAACAGAAACAGCUCACUGGGGGGAAACAGCCUGUCCUGGUGUUUGCAGUGUACUCCCUCACCAUCAGGUUUCAGGUAUCAGUUACUCCAUAAUGACAUUCAGUCCAGCGUGUUUGUAACUGAGACGCCUGACAAAGUGGGCACUCUCCUGGACUACCAGCUCGGUCGUCUGUCUUUCUACAAUGCCCAAAGUGGUCAGUUAUUAGGCACCUUCAGACAGAACUUCACUCAGCCAUGCCAACCCGCUCUGGCUUUGGAGUUGCCUGGCAGCCUGGAGCUCAGCAUGGUGCCGGUGGUGCCGGAGUUUACCAAGGACAGCUAGCUCUGCUAGUAGCCUAACACAGUGGAGAGUUUACAGGUCACGAUGGACUCUUAAAAUGUUGAAGAAUAAUGUAGAAGAGAUGAUUCCUCUAAAGCUAAUAUAUGGGUUUGUGUGUUGUUAGCUGACGGAAGAACGAUCACUUCAAGCAUCCUUGGGUUUCUUGAAAGGUGGAAUACAAAUCUAUGUUAUUAUUAUCAGUACUUCAACCACAUAGAGCUUUAAAAGCUAGUUUUCUGCAAUUGAAUUCAAAUUAAAUAUGUAUCUGGGUAAAAAAAAAAUGCCUAAAAAGGACACUGUCAAUUUAAAAAAUAGAGGUUCUAUUUCAUAUAAAUGGAUUUAAAUUAAGUGCUUUGAUUUAUUUCCCCCGUUGAUGAGCGUGAAUGAAAAAUGAAAUGUGAAAAAUGUUAUAAUUCUGAACCAAACAUGUGACAAUCUUUUACUGUUUUUGUAAACGUUUUUCUAAUUUCACCCAGUUCAUUCAAUCCCUUCAUCACAGAUACUGUUAGUAAAUGCUCUAAUAACAUAUAGAUGUCCGAACACAACCACUGUAUAAUUAGUCCUUCAACAAAUUAUUACUCAAGUUUUCUUUUGUUUUGUUUUUUUUGUCACCACAAAGUUUUAGACUGAGUUUGUGUCUCCGAACAUACACUGUGGCACUUUUUAAACUGUUUCAUAAUGUGAAUAUGUUUGUUUUGUGUAAAUAACCUUUUUAAAGAGAUGCAAUCAGUUCUUUGUUUCUUAUGUGUGACUGUCAACAAAUGCAGAUCAGCUGUUUUUCUUCUUCUGUCUUGUA